CAGAGAGGUCCUUACGAAGAGAUGGCGAGGAAGAACAAGGAAAAGUACAUGCAGGAAAUGGAAAUAUACAAGCAGCAAAAGGAGGAGGAAGCAGCAAUCCUCAAGAAGGAAGAGGAAGAACAAAUGAAGCUUCAUAAACAUGAAGCUCUGCUGUUGCUAAAGAAGAAAGAGAAAACCGAGACUAUUAUAAAGAAAACAAAAGAGGAGCGGCAGAAGAAGAAGAAGGAAGGGAAGAAGAGUGUUGAUCCUAACAAGCCUAAGAAGCCUGCAUCCUCUUACAUCCUGUUCAGCAAAGAAGCAAGGAAAAGUGUAAUGGAGGAGAGGCCAGGAGCCAACAAUUCCACAGUGAAUGCACUGAUUUCAGUGAAAUGGAAGGAACUAAGUGAAGGGGAGAGGAAGAUGUGGAAUGAGAAAGCUGCAGAAGCCAUGGAUGCUUACAGAAAGGAAUUGGAGGAAUACAACAAAACUGUUGGUGAAAUUAAGGGCUGAUUGGUUCAGUGUUCACGGUUCAAAUGUUAUUUGAACAGAGUCAGUUCCUAACAAUGACUUGUUUUGAUUAGUUGCUGCUAAUCUUGUCUUCCUUCUCUGAUUAGUUUGUUAUAUUAUUUAUUUUAUGCUGAUGAUUUCUGGAGCUCUUCCGCUCAUGUAAGUUGUGUAUGUUGAACACAAUUUUAGUGUUUAACACUCGCACACACUCUUCCGCUGAUCUUAGAAAUGUAUGUUUGAACACAAUUCUUAGUAAUAAACACUCUCGCAUACACUAGGUAGAAAUUAUUGCCUUA
Molecule: messenger RNA, 782 nt
Organism: Cucurbita pepo subsp. pepo (vegetable marrow)
Lineage: Eukaryota; Viridiplantae; Streptophyta; Magnoliopsida; Cucurbitales; Cucurbitaceae
Source: RefSeq, a predicted model, not a curated record